Molecule: messenger RNA, 1314 nt
Organism: Panonychus citri (citrus red mite)
Lineage: Eukaryota; Metazoa; Arthropoda; Arachnida; Trombidiformes; Tetranychidae
Product: zinc transporter ZIP13 homolog
Exons: 4
Coding region: 146-1105 (319 amino acids)
Biological process (GO): zinc ion transmembrane transport; intracellular zinc ion homeostasis
Cellular component (GO): membrane
Molecular function (GO): zinc ion transmembrane transporter activity
Source: RefSeq, a predicted model, not a curated record
GCCACCUUGAAUUCUGAACUUUUCAACUUGAGCAUCAAUUCAUGAUAUUUUUUUUUUCUUCAACAAGUAACUUGUAUAUUCUGUGAGUGUGUGUUUGUGUUUACAGUUAUAUUUUUGGAUUUUAUUUUGCUAAAUCAAUAGCAAAAUGAAUUCUAGUGAGUUAAACAUUAGACCGGAAAGUCAAUCAAUUGAUUCAGUUUGGGGUUUAUCUUUACUCGCUGCUGGAACCAUUGGAUUAACUGGGAUAAUCCCGAUCAUUUUUAUGUCCUCAUUUGAACUUAACGAUAAAGAUUCCAGAAAUAGAUUGAAAUUAUUAUUAAGCUUUUCCGUUGGUGGUUUACUUGGUGAUGUAUUUUUACAUUUACUACCGGAAGCUUGGACGUUUGUAAUUAAAUCAUCGGGAUCAUUGGUUGAUGAAUAUUUCAACAUGGGACUUUGGGUCGUUUCCGGAAUAUCAACUUUACUCGCAAUCGAGAUGAUCUUCACUCUAUGUGGAUCAUCAUCAUCAUCAUCAGAUGAUGAUCAUCAUGAUGAUCAACAAUUUAAGAUAACUGAUUCUAAUUAUGAUAACAAUCAGAAAGCUGAAAAAUCAAUUGAACGACAAUUAAGUGAUAAGAAAUCAUCUCCAUCGGUUGCUGGUUAUUUAAGUGUUUUUGCCAAUGGAGUUGAUAAUUUUACCCAUGGUUUAGCAAUAGCAGCAAGUUUCACCGCCGGUGUAAAGAUCGGUGUUCUAACAACAAUCGCCAUCCUAAUCCAUGAAGUUCCCCAUGAGUUUGGUGAUUUUGCCAUCCUAAUGAAAUCAGGUUUCUCUCGGUGGAAAGCCGUUCAAGCUCAAAUUUUAACAGCGGGUGUAGCCAUGAUCGGUGCGGCUGUUGCUCUUUUAGCUCAAUCAAAUGAAACUGAGGUCGGAACACGGACUCGCUGGAUUUUACCCUAUUCAGCGGGCUGUUUCCUCUACAUUGCAAUGAGCAACAUUCUACCUGAUAUUUUAAAGGAAGACAAUCCAAAAGAGUCAAUCAAACAAUUAGCAUGUAUCACACUCGGUGUCACAAUCAUGGGUCUAGUCAAUAUGGUUGAAGAUAUUUCAUUCAUACCUUACCUGUAAAUCCCAUCAUCCUCAUCCUCAUCAUAUUCAUAAGUGCAUUUAUAUUUACCGUUAUAAUCACUUGGAAAAUCAAUCAAUCAAAACGCAAGAAAAUUUUCAAAUUGUAAAAUAUCAGAUGAAACAAUCAAUCAACUAUCAACAAAUUUGAUUCCACGUCGAUACAAAAAUCAAUACAACAAUCAAUACAAACUGUAUAAUUGCAAAUACUA